Molecule: messenger RNA, 1866 nt
Organism: Nerophis lumbriciformis (worm pipefish)
Lineage: Eukaryota; Metazoa; Chordata; Actinopteri; Syngnathiformes; Syngnathidae
Source: RefSeq, a predicted model, not a curated record
CUGAGCGACAAAGAUGGAUUAGGAGCAGUCUUUGAUGGGAUUGGAGGUUUGAGUGGUGGAGGGCCAAAUUUUGGUGCCUCUUUGCACAUUCUCAAGGUUGAAAUUGGAGGAGACGCUCAAACUACUGACGGGACGGAACCAUCGCACAUGCAUUUUGAAGAUGAUGAAAACUACUUCCGAGGAUAUGAAUGGUGGCUCAUGAAAGAGGCAAAGAAGAGGAAUCCAAACAUUACACUUAUUGGCCUGCCGUGGGCAUUUCCAGGUUGGGUCGGCCGUGGUCACCAGUGGCCUUAUGAUUUCCCUGAUGUCACUGCAUUAUAUGUGGUGAAAUGGAUCCUUGGUGCAAAGCAGUUUCACGGGCUCAACAUUGACUAUGUUGGGAUUUGGAACGAGCGGAACUUUGACAGCAAGUAUAUCAAACUGCUGCGGUACACUUUGGAUAAAAAUGGCUUAGAAAAUGUUCAGAUUAUAGCCAGUGAUAACUUGUGGGAGCCCAUUUCACAGUCUCUUCUGCUGGACCCAGAACUCCGUAACGCUGUAGACGUAAUAGGUGCCCACUAUCCUGGUACUAACACGGUGAUGACGGCCCUGGAGACUGGAAAACGGCUGUGGUCUUCAGAGGACUACAGCACAUUCAACGAUGAAGUCGGAGGAGGCUGCUGGGCGCGCAUUCUCAAUCAGAACUAUGUCAACGGAUUCAUGACCGCCACCAUUUCCUGGAAUCUAGUCGCCAGCUACUACGAGGCACUACCAUUUGGCAGAGAUGGACUCAUGACGGCAGCAGAACCUUGGAGCGGCAACUACGUGGUGGACUCUCCCAUCUGGAUAACGGCUCACACGUCGCAGUUUACAAAGCCGGGAUGGACCUACCUGAGAACCGUUGGACAUUUGGCACAAGGUGGAAGUUAUGUGGCCUUGACUGACGGCAAAGGAAAUCUUACAGUUGUCAUAGAAACUAUGACCCAUGAUCAUUCAGUUUGCAUAAGACCGCCACUCCCUCCAUUCUCAGUCACCUCACAAAAUGCAACCUUCCAGCUGAAAGGAUCCUUUUCCUCCAUUGAAUAUCUACAGAUUUGGCGCUCCCAGUUUAACUUUAAGACAAACAAGCCCACUUUUUUUGAGCGUCUAAGUCCGUUGAAGCUUUCCGAUGGAAAAUUCACCUUAAAUCUUCCUGAAGAUGAGGUUUACACACUAACCACAAUAACAACAGGACAAAAAGGCAACUAUCCAGAUCCACCUCCCUCAUCUCCCUUCCCACUAAACUAUAAGGAUAACUUCACUGUCAGAGAAGGUCCCUUUUCAGAAGCUCCAAAUUUUGCUGACCAGACCGGCGUUUUUGAAUAUUACACCAACAUCACAGAUCCAGGACCUCACGCAUUCACUUUACGUCAAGUUCUGACCCAAAGACCAAUCACGUGGGCGGCAGAUGCAGACCAAACUAUAAGCGUUAUCGGAGACUAUAUGUGGCAGGAUCUGAAAGUCCAAUCUGACGUUUUCAUGGAGCGCGUAAAGACCGGUGGUGUUUUUAUUGCAGCGAGAGUCAAUAAAGGAGGCCAGGCGAUCCGUAGUGCCAGGGGUAUAUUUUUCUGGGUCUUUGCUGAUGGAACAUACAAAGUUACGAAUGACCUCGCUGGUCUAACGAUACUGGCUGAAGGACAAUCGGGUACACAAGCAGGUUAUUGGUACACGCUAUCACUCACUGUACAGGGCCAACUUGCGACAGGAAAGUUGAAUGGUUAUACACUGUGGAAGAAUGCUGUGAUACUGAGACCAAACAAUGGUUGGGCUGCCAUCGGGACACGUUCAUUUGAGAGGGCCCAGUUUGAUAAUUUUGCUGUUAAUGCAGCGACAAAAGAACACGAGUAG